AUGCACAAAAAUGCGGUGACUCUCGCGAGAUUUUUGGUGAUUCUACUUUGUUUUUUUGAGAAAACCAUUGGAAAAGAGAAAUCACUCGUAUUAUUAGUUUCAUUUGAUGGUUUUCGGCACUCUCUUCUCAAUGAGACUACAGUGCCUAACAUCUACAAAUGGGCAAAAGGGGGCACAUGGUUUGUGAAUGGGACAAAGUCACAAUAUGUCACCUAUACAGCCCCGAAUCAUAUGAGUAUUGCCACCGGUUUAUACGAAGAAAGUCACGGAAUUGUCUCCAAUUUCUUCUUCGAUCACAAAGAUGAUACUGUAUUUGAUUAUUUCAACUAUACGGGCAGAAAAAGUGAAAUGGAACUUUCGUCGAGGUGGUAUCUGGGAGAUCCAAUUUGGUUGACGAAUGAUCGAAAUGGUGGCCGAUCAGCAGUUAUGGAUUGGCCAAUGGUUGAAGCAAAUUAUUCGCAUCCUCCCCAUAAACCGCACUGGUUUCGAGCCUGGAGCUCGGAUGGUGAUUUACCGUCAUGGAAGGAGAGUGUCAAUCGACUUCUUGAACAAUUCAUUGAUCAAAAAACACCAGUCAAUUUGGGAAUGCUAUAUUUAUCUCAACCAGACACCGUCCUCCAUCUACACGGAUUUUAUGAUGGAGAAUUCGAGAAAAUCAUGAAAACCCUUGACGAAGCUUUCGGUUAUUUGGUGGAAAGCACUAAAGCUCUGAAUUUGAGCGAUAAAUUGAAUAUUAUUUUGACGGCUGAUCAUGGACAUGCACAGAUUAAAGACUACAAAUCGCUAUUCUGUAUUCGCGACUAUGUAUUGGGAGGAGGCUUUGAAAUGGGAGAUCAUAUGAUAUAUCCAUUAGAUGAAGCACACGGACAGCAGGUGUUCGAGAAUUUGACUCGAGCAAUCAAUGAUGGAUUUGAAAUGGAAGUGAUUUGGAAGAAGGAUAUACCCAUCAAUUGGCAUUAUGCUAAUUCAACGCGAGUUGGACAGAUCAUUUUGAAUCCAAAAAUUGGUUCAGGGCUUUCGUUUUCGUGUCGACAAAAGGAUUUGGAGAAACUCUAUGGCCCAGUUGGUAAAGAAAAAUAUCAUCAAUCAACUCAUGGAAUGGAUCCAAACACACCUGAAAUGAGAGCCCUUCUUGCUAUGAAUGGACCGGCUUUUAAACAAAGGACUAUGAUCUCUCAAAUCCCGAACAACAUCGAUUUAUAUCCAUUUCUCUGUCAUCUACUAAAUGUUCCACCGUCUCCCAAUAAUGGAUCAAUCUCGCUUUUGAAGGAUGCCCUUCAAAGCGAGACUUAUUCUGAUGAAGAUCAAACGAAACAACCACCAAAAUCAUUCGAUCAAAACCAUCAUUCGACUUUCUAUUGGCUUUUCACGGAUUCGCUUGGUUUUCUCGUCUUCCUCGUACCUUCAAUUUGCAUCGUUGUGCUUAUCUUUGGGAUGAUGUGGAAAAAUAUGAUCUUGAAAAAUGAUCCGAAUUGGGCAAGACCAGAGAGAAUAAGAGGAUAUCGACCAUUGAAUUUGGAGAACGAUGAUGAUAAUGACGAGGAGUCUCAAAUCGGUGUUAGUUUCUCUCGACGAGAUGAUCCGACUGGAGAAGGACACGUAAAUCUUACUACGAAGAAGACGAAGAAAAAGAAAGGUGGCCUUCUUGAGGCAGUUGAUACGAGUGAUGAGGAUAUC
This is a messenger RNA of Mesorhabditis belari, 1677 nucleotides long. The record is from the annotation of a GenBank genome assembly. Lineage: Eukaryota; Metazoa; Nematoda; Chromadorea; Rhabditida; Rhabditidae.